AUGUCGAACCCAGCUACCACCGGUGAUGCGCCACGUCAAGAUCCAGCUGAUGAGAAGGCCCCAGGCACUCAAGAUGCCACCUGUGACACGCCUAUUCCCAACCAUGCGGCCGAUCUUACUCGGACGCCGACUGUUGAAGCUCCUGUUACGACAACCACCCAAUCUGCUGAUAGGCCUUUUGGCGAGCCAAUUGGUGGUCCCGUUCUGGAUCCCCGCGUUGGGCCCGUGGCCGGACCCAACCCCUAUGCCCACCCCCUGCCGCAAAAGCCCUCAAGGUCUACGCUCAAACGACUCUGUCGGUGGAAUCUUCAAACACACAACCCGUUGCCUGAGCCCAGCGUGGGAGAAGCCCAACAGGUGGUCGUGCAAGCCGACAGCAAGCCUCGCCAUAAAAGAAAACGUAAAAGAAAACGUAAAAGAAAACGCUCUUCAACUCUCGAGCAAGCCAUCCGUUUCCGUCUGUCCAAGAAAACAAACAAAAGCAAGCCUCAAGCCGAGAAGGGCCACAAGUUCUGUUGGCAGCUCGGCCACGAGUUCGUUGGGUUUGUCUUUCACGUAAAUGGCCCUAUCGCUAAGAAUAUCGCAACAAAGAUUCACCAGCUUCCCAUUCCAACACAAGUAUGCAAGCGAGUUGUAUACUUCACUGAUGCAUCUAUCCGUUCGGGAUGUGCUGCUGCCGCCGUUGUUUGCCUGGAAAUGGCGAUCGGAACCAUCAACGAGAAAUGUGCCACUGUCUCCCAAACCAACUCUGUCGACAAGGAGUUCUUCCAGCAACAUUUGGCACAGACACGUUCCCACCUCCAUACCAUGACCAAGGAGGUCUUUAUCUUUACUAACGACUGCAACGCGUUGAGGCGCAUUGAUGGGACCCUAGCAUAUGCCCCAAAUGGAGGCAUGGCAAUUAAAUUGGAGGCUAUCGCAAAGUACUCCAAAGAGCUGAGUGAGCUUGGGGUACAUCUGGAGCUGCACCUUAGCCCAGGUCAUUGCAGAGUCCCUGGCAACCAGGCAGCAGAUUCAAUGGCUCGAAAGACAGCGUUGGCUGCAAUUGCGAGGACGGCCGAACAUAUGCGCGUCUUGAAGAACGCGGCACUUGGCCCAAUGGCCAAAUGA
Molecule: messenger RNA, 1110 nt
Organism: Penicillium robsamsonii
Lineage: Eukaryota; Fungi; Ascomycota; Eurotiomycetes; Eurotiales; Aspergillaceae
Exons: 3
Coding region: 1-1110 (369 amino acids)
Molecular function (GO): nucleic acid binding
Source: RefSeq, a predicted model, not a curated record